This is a messenger RNA of Paraglomus brasilianum, 295 nucleotides long. NCBI's taxonomy places the organism in Eukaryota, Fungi, Glomeromycota, Glomeromycetes, Paraglomerales, Paraglomeraceae. The record is from the annotation of a GenBank genome assembly.
AAAUAAUUAAAUUUCAAGAAGAACUAAUAGCCGAAGCGCCCUCCGAGAUAAGGUCAGAUUUUUUCGUAAGAUUCUAUUUGGCCGACAACAAAGGGAUACAAUUACAAUUAGACUUGAAAGAUUAUCAGGCUGUUGCAGAUCUCGCGCGGGAGAGAUUUAAUGUUACCUUAGUAUAUCAGACUCUACGCAAAGAUAAAUUGUCCUCACGUCAUACAACGCUACCAAAAUCCACCAUUGAUACUGAGUAUUCAUGUACAGUGGGUGAUCAAAAGUAUUCGUCAUAUGAUGAUGAUCU